AUGAGUGUUCCAUUGACGCCAGAAACGUACUCCAAAUUCAGAGUAUCGAAAGUCUUUGAAUCAACAGAUCCAGAAGCCUGUAUAACGUCAUUGGAUUUCGACGAUUCUGGUCAAUUCUUAAUUUCCACUUUAACUAAUGAAUCAAUAAAUCUAUAUGAUGCUUUCAAAGGUACUUAUAGUAAACCAAUAUAUUCCAAGAAAUAUGGCUGUCACCUUGCAAAAUUCACACAUCAACAGAAAAACUGUGUCUAUGCUUCAACAAAAGAAGAUAAUACAAUCAGAUAUUUAUCAUUAAAUGAUAACUCAUAUAUAAGGUACUUUAGAGGUCAUAAAGGUUUAGUAACAUCAUUAGAAGUGAGUCCACUGCAAGAUGUCUUCUGCUCAGCUUCACUAGAUGAUACUAUCAAACUAUGGGACACGAGAACUUCAUCAUUUCAAGCCUCAAUACCUUCUGAAAAACCUUCAUAUGUUGCAUUUGAUCCAUCAGGUUUAGUCAUAGCGGUAGCAUCUGAAGCAACAGGUAAAGUCGAAUUAAGAGAUGCUAAACAAUUUGAUGCAAUGCCAUUUCAAACCUGUCAACUACCGAAAGGUUUUAGGUUCAACAAGAUUGAGUUUUCAAAUGAUAAUAAAUAUUUCUUAUUAAGUUCAACAAAUCAAAAACAUAUUAUCCUUGAUGCUUUUGACUUAUUCGUUCAUACAGAGUUGGGAGAAACAGAGCCAAUCCCACCAAGAGCUUGGCCAGAUACUGGUUCUGCUUGUUUUUCUCCAGAUGGAAGAUUUGUAUUUGCUGGUAAUGGUGAUGGUAAAGUGGCAUUAUGGGAUUUGAAUGUUGAACCUGGUCAAAAGCUUCCACCUGUAUUACCGCCAAUUUCGAAAUUGAUAGGAGAUACAAAGCCAAGAAUGUGCGCAUUCAAUCCAAAGCAUUUGGAAUUAAUAACAGCUGAUACACAAUUAGUGAGUACAAAUAAACCCUUUAUUCUUUCUUGAUGAAUAUUUACUAAC
Molecule: messenger RNA, 1002 nt
Organism: Hansenula anomala
Lineage: Eukaryota; Fungi; Ascomycota; Saccharomycetes; Phaffomycetales; Wickerhamomycetaceae
Gene: SWD2
Product: WD-repeat containing protein SWD2
Exons: 1
Coding region: 1-987 (328 amino acids)
Cellular component (GO): Set1C/COMPASS complex
Molecular function (GO): chromatin binding; protein binding
Source: RefSeq, a predicted model, not a curated record